Molecule: messenger RNA, 1189 nt
Organism: Lolium rigidum
Lineage: Eukaryota; Viridiplantae; Streptophyta; Magnoliopsida; Poales; Poaceae
Product: tubby-like protein 4
Exons: 8
Coding region: 1-1173 (390 amino acids)
Source: RefSeq, a predicted model, not a curated record
AUGGCAGCCACGCCGCCCAAGAGGAAGCCCCUGCGGCCCCUCAGCUGCAACGCCGGCGCCGGCACACCCGUCACCGCUGCGCGACCACGCGCGCCAGCGGUCUCCGCCGAGAAGGAGAACCAGGGCGCCUCCAAUCUUGGCCCCGGAAAGGUGGAAAAGGCGGCGUCGCCUGCUGCGGUGAAGGUCGCGCCGCCGCCACUUAAGCCGUCGUCGCUGCAAGCCCGCAUGGAGGACGAAAAGCCGCCGUUGGCGGCGCCGGCAGCAGUGCCCGUGUUCAUGGGGCCGAGGGGGAGGGAGCUGCUGCCACCUCCGCCGCCGCCGGCGUCGUCGUCCUACGAGGCGUGGGACCUCUCCGACAACGAGGCGGCGCCGGCCGCGUCCUGGGCCACCCUCCCCAACAGGGCGCUGCUGUGCCGCCCGCUGCCGCUGGACGUCGGGAGGUGCACCUGCGUCGUCGUCAGGGAGAAGGCCACCGGAGCCAGAGGCGUGUCGCUCUACUCGCUCUACACCAACGAGGGGCAGGGGCGGCAGGACCGGAAGCUGGCGGUGGCCCGGCACCGGAGGAGGAGGGGGAGGUCGGAGUUCAUCCUGGCGCAGAACCAGGACGGCGUCUUCUGCAGCUCCGACAAGAACUUCCUGGGGACUCUGGGUGCCAACCUCGUCGGAUCCAAGUACCAGAUUUGGGGCCAGGGAAACCGGAUCGACGAGCUCAAGUCGAAGCGGCUACUCGGCGUUAUCUCGUUUGCCCCUACCAUCACCACGCUCACCGGUAGUUUCAGAAGCAUGAGGGCAUGGAUUCCCAAGAACCAGUCAAUGCAAUUGAAGACCAGCAAUUCUGCUCAGAUUCAGCACAUUGGUGGGCUUCCGAAGGAUUGGCAGGAGAAGACGAGCAGAGCUGACAAACUCUGCUCAAGGUCACCUUUCUACAACAAUAUGACGAAGCGCUAUGAACUAGACUUCAGAGAGAGGGUAGGAAGGAUGGGAUACAAGGUGCAGACAUCAGUGAAGAACUUCCAGAUGACCUUGGAGGAAAACGGAAGGCAGACGAUCUUGCAGCUCGGCAGGGUCGGGAAGUCCAAAUACAUAAUGGACUUCAGAUACCCCUUGACUGGCUACCAAGCAUUCUGCAUUUGCUUGGCAUCGAUGGACUCGAAGCUGUGCUGCACGCUGUGAGAUGAUGCGCAUGGAG